This is a messenger RNA of Cryphonectria parasitica EP155, 2756 nucleotides long. RefSeq lists its product as uncharacterized. Gene Ontology annotation, biological process: regulation of transcription by RNA polymerase II. Lineage: Eukaryota; Fungi; Ascomycota; Sordariomycetes; Diaporthales; Cryphonectriaceae. The transcript has 2 exons. Gene Ontology annotation, cellular component: chromatin. Gene Ontology annotation, molecular function: RNA polymerase II cis-regulatory region sequence-specific DNA binding; DNA-binding transcription factor activity, RNA polymerase II-specific. The coding region runs from base 1 to 2166 and encodes 721 amino acids. The record is from RefSeq and is a predicted model, not a curated record.
AUGGACCCGUCUCAGAACCGGGGCCGUUCCCCUUCUGCUACCGGUCACCACCACCAACAGCAUCCCCAUAUAACGAACAGCCACUCGCCUUCCCCUGCCCGGCCGUUUGAUCCAGCCGAAACCUCCAAUAUCGGCUUAGGCAUUGAUAUAGACUCCUCGUCAUCUCAACAGUUCACAGGGGCCUCCGACUUCUCUGCCUUCAACCCUGGCGUUGCCAAUAAUUUCUUAGAUCCUCAGCAGACCCAGGCUUUCCAAGGAGAUACGUCUUUUGCAAACUACGGCCCGCCGAGUGGGCUGGAUGACCUUGCUGCCUUUGACCAACAGCAGCAACAACAGCAGCAGCAGCAGCAGCAGCAGCAGCAGCAGCAGGUGGAUUUUGGCAACGACUUCACCAUCUUUCCUCCCUCAAGUACAGGCGAGGAGCAGCUGAACGGGCCGUUGUUUGCCGGCGACCCAGGUCUGAGCCAAUCCAUUGGCAGCCCGGAUAAUAACAAUAUGGCGCAGGCCUCUCCUCACCAACCCACACCUCCGCACAUGUUGAACCUGGAACCACAGUCUGGUCACCACUCCCCUUCCUUCAACCAGGGCCAGUUUGUGCCCUCCCCAGGACAAGGGCACAGUAGGAACGUGUCGCUCGGCCCAGAGGCUGCCCUGCUGCCUGGCCAGGACUGGAACCAGUUCCGAACGCACCGGAGAAGCCCCUCCGAGUACUCAGAGGUCUCGUCCGUGGGCGUGUCCUCGCCCAACCUCGGUGUCAGUGACAGCUUUGAUCACGUCGAUCCAAAUCGCUCGCCCAUGCAGCGACCCCAAGACCCGUCCGUAAUCCAGGAGCUACACGGCAUUGGUAGCUUCACCAUCUCGGACCAGGCCCGCAGCCCAUCUCACAGUCCUGCCAUCUCACCACGCAUCCUUCCCCAGCAGGCGCCAGACAUGAACCAGCAGCAGAGCUACACCUUGGCCAGCAACGGCUAUGUGAACGGUCCUCCUCAGCCCUAUGGCAUGCAAGCCGCUGAGGCCUUCCCGACCCUGCCACAGGCGACCGAGGCAUCACAGAACUAUCCGCUUGCGCCCACCAUCAACAUCGUCCAGGCCCCUCCUGUGCGGAACAACUUUGACAGGUCCCCAUUGGUUGAUACUGAUGCCCUCACACCGCCUGAUAGGGGUCGCCGUCGGCAGCGGGCCGUUACUGAUCCCUACACCAACAGUUCGUUGAGUCAGCGGUCAUCUGCCAGCUCCCUAUCGCCUCAUCUCGGUGCCGAUCUGUCGCCGGGCAGGGGAGACGCAUCCCGGUCGUUGUCACCGCUGGAACGGCAGCAGUCUGCCUCGCCCAACAGGAGACGCCAGUCCACGUCGGCGGUGCCGAACAACGUGCUGGCCCUGCGCCUUGCCGAACCAGAGCCAGGCGAAGCAUCAGGCCCCAAGCGGGUGCAGAAGCACCCGGCGACCUUCCAGUGCAGCCUGUGCCCUAAGCGCUUCACACGUGCCUACAACCUGCGCUCUCAUCUGCGUACGCACACGGACGAGCGGCCGUUUGUGUGCACUGUCUGCGGCAAGGCCUUUGCCCGGCAGCACGAUCGCAAGCGCCACGAGGGCCUCCACUCGGGCGAGAAGAAGUUUGUGUGCAAGGGCGACCUCAAGGCUGGGGGCCAGUGGGGCUGCGGCCGGAGAUUUGCCCGCGCUGAUGCCCUCGGACGGCACUUUAGGUCGGAAGCCGGCAGGAUCUGCAUCAAGCCGCUCCUGGACGAGGAGAUGCUGGAGAGACAGCGCCAGUGGGGCGAGCAGCGCAUCGCACAGCAGCAGCAGCAGCAGGCAGCCGCUGCGCAGCAUCAACAGAUGGCGAUGGGUGGGCUCAUGGCGCCGCCAGGCAUGGACAACGGCGGAGGCUUCCAGGCUCCUGGUGGCUAUAUGCUGCCUCAGGCGCUGCUGGCGCAGUAUCCUGCCCUCGCCAACAUGGACUGGGCCGCGCCGAGCAUGCAGGGCGAUGGCAGCGGCCUCGAGGACGAGAUCUCGGGCCGGUCCAGCUUCGAUGCGUCAGACCUUGGUGAGGACGACGAUGCUGGCUACGUCUCGGGCCCUGGUACCGGCUUCGGUCCCGGCGGCAUGGGCGAAGGCUUUGGCGAGAUGGGCUAUGCCAGUGAUUAUGCUUCGGGACCGAGGCGAGGCUGAGACCCUCCAAUCUUCGGGUUGUCUGGUCUGAUCCUUGAUCAGUUAAUACCGCCUCUUUCAGAACUCGAGGAGCUUCGUGGUGUAUCCUUUCCUUGAUGAUUGGGGUGGAAGGGGAGCGCGAGGGGUCGGCGUUGCAGAACUGUUUUAUACACGAGGUCAGCUCCCUUGUGAUUCAUUGGUGCACCUAUCUUCAGAGGCGCGCGGGCGGCGGGUCCGGCUGCCUUUUUGUUUCCUGGGGCUGUGUUGGUUUCUUGGGGGGUUUUUCUUUCUUUCUUCUUCUUCACAUGAGACCCAGGUUGUUGUUUUCUUUUAUCACUUUGGAUUAUAGACCAUUUUUGGAUUUAAUCUUCCUCACGCUUUUUAGAUACCAAUAUUUGUCUUUUCAGGGUUCUUCCCAUUUUUCUUGCUUUUUCUUCUUCUUUCUUUUGUCUUCUUUUCACUUUCAUUACAUAUUGGCCUUUCUGUCUCUGCUACCAUGGUAGGCAGGCAUCAAUGGGUGUGGAUGUUGAAGUUGUGUGCUUGUGUUGUUAGUCUUGGAUGUCGAGCCUCUUGUGUCAAUAGACCAACCAAACUCAACCCCUUCCAAGUCG